ACAUGAUGCCUCUUUGCGAGUCAACUCUAGCUGAUAGAGGGGACAUCAAGCCGGGACAUUAAAGCUCCAUUGUGACCGGAUAAAGGUGUCCGUUUGGUGACAAAGGAGUGGGAAAAAAAAAAAAAGACAAAGAUUUUUUUUUUUUUUAAAUGUCGCCGCCGCUUCUUUGAAGGAGAGUGUCGCCACAGUCGCCGGACCACUCGUGUUUUUUUUUUAAUGGACACGCUUCCAACAGUGACCGUGGCGGCGGUUCGUUUGUGGCUCUUUAUCUCCUAACGGCUGCGAGGAAGCCCCGCGUGAGCCCGCGGCAGCACCGCUACUCCCCCCCAACACCUCCCACCCCCCGCUCGUCUGCCGUCGACAACAGCAUGGUCAUGGCUGACAGCGUCCACAAACCGCUGCUCCGGGGUCCCGUCCGUGUGGGCUUCUAUGACAUCGAGCGCACUUUAGGAAAGGGCAACUUUGCGGUCGUCAAACUGGCGCGACAUCGCAUAACCAAGACGGAGGUGGCCAUCAAGAUCAUCGACAAGACCCAGUUGGAUGCAGUCAACCUGGAGAAGAUCUACAGAGAAGUUCAGAUCAUGAAGAUGCUGGACCAUCCGCACAUCAUUAAGCUCUACCAGGUGAUGGAGACAAAGAACAUGCUUUACCUGGUCACGGAAUAUGCCAAGAAUGGGGAGAUCUUCGACUAUUUGGCGAAGCAUGGCCCUCUCAGCGAACUGGAGGCCAGAAGGAAGUUCUGGCAGAUACUGUCAGCGGUGGAAUACUGUCACAACCGCAACAUCGUCCACCGGGACUUGAAAGCAGAGAAUUUGCUGCUGGAUGGCCACAUGAACAUCAAAAUCGCAGACUUUGGCUUUGGCAACUUCUUCCAGCCUGGCAAGCCUCUGGCCACAUGGUGUGGAAGCCCCCCCUAUGCUGCUCCCGAGGUCUUUGAGGGCCAACAGUAUGAGGGCCCCCAGCUAGACAUCUGGAGUAUGGGAGUGGUGCUGUAUGUGUUAGUGUGUGGUGCCUUGCCCUUCGAUGGACCCACUUUGCCUGUGCUACGACAACGGGUCCUUGAAGGAAGGUUCCGCAUCCCCUACUUCAUGACCGAAGACUGCGAGCAUCUUAUCCGCAGGAUGUUGGUCCUGGACCCAUCAAAGCGACUCUCCGUAGCCCAGAUUAAAGAGCACAAGUGGAUGGCACUAGAUGUUCCAGUGCAGCGGCCCGUUCUGUACCAGCAGGCACCACCUGCUGAGGGCGAGGCAGGUGUGGGCGAGUACAGCGAGCAAGUCCUUCGCUUGAUGCACAGCCUUGGCAUUGACCAGCACAAGACUGUAGAGUCUCUGCAGAACAAAAGCUACAACCACUUUGCUGCCAUCUACUACUUGCUGGUGGAACGUCUCAAGGCCCAUCGCUGCAGCUUCCCGGUAGAUCAGAGGAUGGACGCACGUCAACGACGACCUAGCACAAUCGCUGAGCAGACCGUCGUCAAGUCGACCAGCGGUUUGCCGCAGGUGGGUCUGCUCCCGCAGGGGGUCCGUCUGCUUCGCUCCCCCGCGCUGCCUCAAGCUGCCUCUGAUGCGUUCACCUUUGCACAGCCAGCGUGUGCCCUGGAGCGGAAUUUCAUGGUUGAGGACGUCAACACUCCUAAAGUGAAUGGCUGCCUACUCGACCCCCUGCCUCCUCCCACAGUGCUCCGCAAGUCCUCCACCUCGUCGCCUAGCAACAUGAUGGAGACGUCGAUUGAUGAGGGCAUCGAGACCGAGGAGCCCGACACGGAGGAGGAUCCGCCCCACAUGCUCCUGGCCUAUCAGACGGCUCGCUUCGGGCAAAGGCGACACACCCUCUCUGAGGUCACCAACCAACCAGGGACCUCCAGCCAGGGUAAAUUUUUCGCCCUGGGUCAUCGACCCUCCAUGGGUAGCGUGGACUCUGACAUGGGCUAUGACAUGGGCUCCAUGCACAGCGACCUCAGCCUACUGGAGGACCCACCGUCACUCAGUGAGGUGGUCCUGGCCAAUAGCACGGCACCUGGUGUCCCGUCGUCGUCGUUCCUGAGCGGUCGGCCUGCCAACCCGGCAAUGGCCGCUCUAACCUCGCAGCACAGGGAGACGCACAACCGCUCGCCCAUCAGCUUCAGAGAAGGACGCCGAGCCUCCGACACCUCUCUCACACAAGGUUUAGUUGCCUUUCGACAGCACCUUCAGAAUCUGGCACGGACCAAAGGCAUCCUAGAGCUGAACAAAGUCCAGAUGCUGGUGGAGCAGAUGGGCGAAGGGGCCGCCAUGGGCCCACCAGGGCCCCAGCAUCACUUGCACAACCUCCUGGAGGGUGAGGCAUCCAAGGAACAGGAGGGCCCCACUUUGUACCAAGGUGGGCCACAGCCGCCUCUCCUUUCGCGCAGGCAGAGUUUGGAGACACAGUACCUCACCCAUCGUCUGCAGCAGACCAGUGUUUUGGCAAACAGUCCUGCAAGCUGCCAAAUGUUCUGUCAGGACUCUCCUAGAAGUUUAGAGCAGCAACUGCAAGAACACAGACUGAAUCAGAAGAGGAUGUACCUGCAGCAGUCCCAGGGUCUGGGCUUGCCGAUCUACUUCAACCAGAUGCAGAUCGCCGAAGGAUCCUACCCAGCUAGUGGCCCUCCUCUGGACCUAGCGGCUUCCCAGAACUCUCCCCAGGGGCCCCCGAUGGCAGCCCAGCCUCAAGCUCAGCAACCAGGCAGCCAACAUGCCUCGCCGUCGUACAGCCACCCCCACAGCCUGAGCCCCCUCAUGGAGCCAGGGGAGGGUCCUAUUUACGAUCCCUACAUGAGCCACCACCCAUACGUCCAGCACCUCCCCCCCGGCCCCCACCUGCAGCACCUCCACCACCACCACCACCAGCAGCCCCACGAAGGUUACCGCUACCCCAUAGAGCAGCAGGCUGCAGGCCUCGGACCCCAGUAUGAGUUCCCCUCGGACCUCGGCCUGCUCCCUGCCUCUGUCCCGGGGGAGGCGGGGGCUUGCUACGGGGGGCCAGACGGUGAGCAGGGCCAGCAGGAAGGUCUGGUUCUCUCCCAACUGCAGAGCCCGCUCUUGGAUAGCGAGAUGAUGGAGACGGUGGACUCUCAGCAUGGCUUUGUGUUGGUCAACUGAAACCUUGGCGCAGUAUUAGGAGAGCCCAACAUGUGGAGGCGCAGCAACAGGGAGGGCAAUGUGUUAGAAACUCCUAGAACACUUUCCUACCCAAAACCCUCUCUUAGCUCACCUCCCUUUUGUCCCGCCCACACGGAGCGAGGGACACGUGCGCCGCGACCGCCAGGAGUUUGCAGCGUUUGGAAGCCAGCGACAAGCAAAAGCACAAAAAAGGCCGGCAAAGUUUGAGUUUGUCAAACAGGACAGAAAGGUCGUCACGCGAAGGUCGCAGGUGCACAACACUAACAGGAAGUAUUGACAGGACGUGACUUGGAACUACUGAACUAACUGCUUACACUACUGAAAGGUGCGCGUGGACACCUGAGACAAGAUGGCGCUUGAUUUGUGUCCUCGGAUAAGACGACUGAAUAUUCUCCUCUCACCUGGCAAACACUGAUGCAAUAUUCCUCCUGAUUGGCUGUGGGACUGAUGACAUCACCAGGAGGGCGAGAUGUGAGUGGCGUUUUUGUUUUGCACAUGUCAGGAAGAUUGUCACAUGACUUUGGGAAUGUAACGAAGACAUCAUGUGAUCACUUUGGUGACGGACAGCAAAGGUGGCGGGGGGGAAAUCUUUUUGUUUUGAUUUGCUUUGCAGCACUCGGACUGAAGAAUCUUCCCUGCGAGCGCUGAAAGUCACAUGAUCUGUUGCUCCACGCUCAACGGAACGUUCUAGAAGGAGCGAGGGCAGCAAGUGUAGCAGCAGGUCAACACUUUCCACCUUUCUUUUUCUUCUGCUUACUUACACCAAGGAGUAUUAGGGCUACUCUAAAAACAGGCCAGAAAAAGUUGCAAUUUUACUUAAAUUCAAAUAUUUGUAAAAAAAAAUAUUUUUUUUUUAAAAAGUGAUUUUUUUUUGGUCUUAUAUCAACUUGAAAAUUAUGACUUUUUUAAUAACAUUCUCCUUGUAACGUUCCAUUUUUUUCAUUAGGACAAAGAAAAGUAACAAUCAUAAUUUUAGGAGAACGUAUUUUACAGCAAUAAUUUAAUUUUACAAGAAUAAAAUGUAACCAUAGAUAAUUGUUUUCCUCAUAAAAUGGCAAUUUUCUCGUACAAUCAUAACUACUCUUCUUUCUUCAAGUUGUGUCACAAGGAGAUUAAAGUCAUGAUUUUACGAGGAAAAAGUAACAUAUUUCCUGGAAUAAACAAAAAUAAUGUAGCAGUAGUAAUAUAUUUGUUUUAAAGGGGUCACAUUAUGAUUGUUAUCUACAUGUAAAAGACUUCCUUGUGGUCUACAUAACAUGUAAUGGUGGUUCUUUGGUCAAAAUGUUGCAUAGAUUAUGUUCUACAGACCAUCUUCAAGCCGCUUUGCAGGAUGCGCCAUUUUGUGGGCGGUCUUAUUUACGUGCCUCCACUUUGACUGUAUCCUCCCAGUCAGCCAUGUUGUAGUUUUUAGCGCUUUCAUAGCGAGUCAACUGACAGAUAUAAGUUUGAACUUAUACGCUACGUUGUAUUAGAAAUGACAACAGCAGAGGAUGCACGUGCAUGUACGAGCCAGUCUGCCCCAUAAGAGGACAGAGAAAAAGGAGGAGCUUAUUGACUACAGCGCAGGACUACAAUGGCAGACUUGUGCAAAGCACUUUGGGUAAAUUUCUACCUUUGUCACAAUUGGGACAAAUUCCAACUGGCGCGUUUGGAGGAAAUAUGAAGGAAGGCCAGAUUGUUUAUAAACAUUUCCGCCAUGCCUCCAUGGAUUGAUUUGAAAUUGUUCAGGACUUAUGCAGAUCCCAAAUACAACACAGGUACCAGCUGGAAAGAAAAGUUGGUUUUGCAUGAUAGGGCCCCUUUAAGACAUUUAAAAAAACCUAAUCUGGAAAGAUGACAUCUUACGGUUACGCCUCCUUGUAACAUGACAACUUUGUUUCCAGUCGGAAAGUGCCCGAUGAAAGUCGUAAUGUUACGAGAAAAAAGGAAUGUUCAAAAAUUAUUUGCAAUUUUACACGAAAAGUUCCAAUCAUGUAAGAGAAAACAUAUUUCAUAAAACUUUUUUUUUUUUUAAUCACUUUUUUUUACGAUAAAAUUGCAACGUUUUUUUCUAAAAUUGAAACCAAGAACUGCCCUGCGAUGAGGUGGCGACUUGUCCAGGGUGUACCCCGCCUUCCGCCCGAUUGUAGCUGAGAUAGGCUCCAGCAUUCCCCGCGACCCCGAAAGGGAUAAGCGGUAGAAAAUGGAUGGAUGGAUGGAAACCAAGAACUAUUCUCCUUUAGACAUUUAGACUUUUUCAUGACUUUAUUCUCAUUAUGAAUUCGUAAUGUUAACAGAAAAAGUUGAAAUUUUGUGAGAAAAAAGAGUAACUAAUUAAGGAAAUUACAACUUUUUUAAACUUCAGACUACAAAUGUAUGCUCUCAAAAUGGUGACCUUAUUAGUAGUAUUACUACUUUGUUCUCAUACAAUUUGGAUUGUUUUUCCUCCUAAAUAAUAUUCAGAUUUUACAUUCAAAGUAGAUCUUUUUUGGUGGUUUUCCUUUUAAAAAGGAUCAUUUGAAUCUACAUUUCAAAGACUUCCUGCUGGUCCAGAUAUGAAAUAUGUCCAGGAUAUGCUUUGGCACAGUCACUUUUAUCGCCCGUUUUUCUAAGUCUUGUAGACAUCAUGAAAAGUGUUUCCAGACUGCAAAUGAAACCACACCCUGCCCUCCCGAAAAGUAUGGGAAUGUAUCUUUUGAAAAUGUACACAGUUUAAAUGUAUAUCUUGAAGUCAUCACCGCUAGUUGAAAAUGAUAGACUUGAUAUAGAUUCACUCGGUCACAACAUUAGGUGCACUGGCUGAUUGACUCUGCAUUUAAAAAGAAAAAAAGCUGCUAUUAUGCCGGUGUUGUUAAGCACAUGCCACAUUUAUAUAAAAAUAAUACUCAAUCUUAAAACCAUCAUAGGUCACACCGUAAUAGUCCCUAUUUACAAAUAUUGUCUGUGGAUAAAAACACUUGGAGACGCUGAAUGUUUGCAACUAUCAACAUCAGAGAGAAAACUGCGUGUAUUUUCUUACCCUGAUGAUGAUUUGUCAUUUUUCGCCAUCCAAGUGUCAAAUCCACCAUGUGAAAGUGGUACAGGUGGUAGGUGAAAGAACCUACCACAAUCAACUCAUUGGAUGUUUUGUAUCCAGUGUGCCUUUUUACUUGUCACACUGUCUUGAAAAUCUAGUCAGUUGUACUUCCUGCUUUUAGUUUUGCCCGCUCCAAAGUGACUAAAGCCUUUUUUCUUUCUUUUCUUACAAAAGGUACAGAAACCAAAGUCCCUCAGACGUUUACUAGUACGAGCCAACACCACUUUCUCUUUCUUUCACUGAACCUUUUUUUUAUUUGCAAUAUUUGGCUUCGUGUCGGCACGCGUCAAAAGUAUUCUAGCAAUAUUUGUGUCAAAGUGAGACUGAAAGUAGUACAAGUAGUAGUGGAGGAGGAUGUGAUUCUUAGUACUUAUUACAUUGCACACACACACACACACACACACACACACACACACACACACACACACACACACACACACACACACCUGCUGACAAAACAAGAAGAGAUAGAAUUUUAUAUUUACCCUCAUUGUUGUCAACCACACAUAAGCUAACUUGCUGUUGAGAUUAAAAAGGUUUAUUGAACAAA
This is a messenger RNA of Nerophis lumbriciformis (worm pipefish), 6745 nucleotides long. NCBI's taxonomy places the organism in Eukaryota, Metazoa, Chordata, Actinopteri, Syngnathiformes, Syngnathidae. The record is from RefSeq and is a predicted model, not a curated record.